Papilio xuthus (Asian swallowtail) is the source of this 6046-nucleotide messenger RNA. RefSeq names its product DOMON-like domain-containing protein nahoda (gene nahoda). The transcript has 21 exons. The record is from RefSeq and is a predicted model, not a curated record. Lineage: Eukaryota; Metazoa; Arthropoda; Insecta; Lepidoptera; Papilionidae. The coding region runs from base 118 to 4569 and encodes 1483 amino acids.
AGACGAGUGUAAGCGACUAAAAUGGACACGUGACAAGUGACAAGUGAUGUGCCAGUGAAUAUGAGUAGGACGUAUACGUGACAAAGUUUGUGACGCAAGAGGAAAAUAUAUAACAAUAUGUCACGAUUAUGUGUGUUGGUGUUAGUGACAUGUUUGGGCUACGCUUAUUGUCAUGUUGCCCUAACAUACCCACCUGCGAGGAGAUUGGAUUUAGACUUUCUAGAUAAUUCUAGAACAAAGCCACCGUGUGGCAUGCCAAAAGGUUCAUUAAAAACAUCAUUUUUAGCAGGUUCAACGUUUACAGUUCAUUGGCAUUUGGCGUAUGCCCAUAAAGGUGGAUUUAGUUUGAGAAUACUGGAUGACUUGGAAAGACCUGUGUUAGAUCUCACGCCAAGAGCUGGAGGAACAGAGUUUGUGAGAGAUGACGUCACUGCUCAGAAGUACGAAGUUCGUCUCCCUAGUGACUUCACCUGUGAGAAUUGUACACUCCAGCUGCAAAGAGAGGCCGGCGAGUGGGGGCCCACGUAUCGCUUUUGGUCCUGUGCCGAUAUUGAUAUUGUUGACCGCAAGAAAUUCCACGAGACAUGUUCGGGUCACGGUUUCCAUAUUCUCGGUCGCUGCAAAUGUCACAAAGCGCACUACGGGCCGCGCUGUCAGUUCGCGGACGAGUGCGCGGAGGACGGCGAGUGCGGACUGCGCGGGAAGUGCCUCGAUGUCGGCUCUGUAGAGCCCCCCACCAAGCUGUGCUACUGCCCACAUGGCUUCUACGGCAAAGGAUGCAACAAGAAGUCACCAUGGAAAGACAAGGCUGUAGACUUGGCUCUUUACACUAAAAAGGAACUAUCCAAGAAGUUUUCCCUCUAUUGGCGCAUACUCAAAGAAUCCAAAGAGGUUGAGUUCGUUAUGAUCGUAAAUGGCACUUCAUAUGCAGGCAUUGGAUGGAGGCCGCGUGGUUUGACAAAGCAAUGCAAGAACUUCCCAGUUUUAGGACCACCUCCAGAUCAAACUACAAGCACACAAAAACCGGAACCGUUGCCUGAACCUGAACCGAAGUCUGAACCUGGAUCGAGUGCAGAACCUAAGGCGGAACCUGAACCCAGUCCCGAACCUAAGUCCGAACCUGAACCAAGACCGGAACCGAAAUCCGAACCUCAACCAAGUCCGGAACCGAAAUCCGAACCUGAACCAAGUGCAGAACCGAAGUCCGAACCUGAGCCUAGUGCGGAACCUAAGCCGGAGCCGACAUCUGAACCGAAACCAGAACCUAGCAGCAAACCGGAACCGGAACCGAGUGUAGAGAAUGAUAACAGAAAUAAACGGGUCGCAAUGCUUUUCUUAGAUGGAAUGGAUAUAAAGGAUUUGGGAGAAAAUGUGACAGUCACAACUAGUGUGUCAUACCAAGUGUCCAGCUCAAAAGGAAGAAAACCGAGAGCUGCUCAAGAUGUAACCAAUACCGAACCGACAAAAAGACAAAACGAUUCCAAUCCCGUACCCAUUUCGACUCCGGUACCGGAACCAGCCGCAGAGCCGGAUUCCGUACCGGAAACAACAGUAGAACCCAAGUUAGAACCGCAAUCUACUCCUAAACCCAAGCCCAAGUCUAAAUUCGUACCGAAAUCUAAACAAUUAGCGCAGAUAAAUGUUAAAACCGAAUCGGCAAAACCUCAAUCACAACUUGAACCUACACCCGAACCUAAAUCGAAACCGCAACCGACUCCAAAAUCUAAAUCAGAACCCCAACCAAUUCCUGAACCUAAAUCUGAACCCGAACCAACUCCUGAACCCAAAUCCGAACCGGAACCGAUUCCCGAACCGAAAUCGGAACCGGAACCGACCCCUGAACCUAAAUCGGAACCAGAACCGACACCCGAACCAAAGUCCGAACCAGAACCUUCUCCCGAGCCUAAGUCUGAACCACAAUCGAUAUCGGCGACGCGUAAUCAAACAAAAAAUAAUCGUGAACCCAAAGCAGGUCCUAAAUCAACACCUGAACCUACCCCUGAACCCAAAUCCGAACCAGAACCUUCUCCUGAACCAAAAUCAGAACCAGAACCCACGCCGGAACCAAAAUCCGAGCCAGAACCGACUUCAGAACCCAAACCUCAUUCAGAGCCCGUACCCACCUCCGAACCAAAAUCAGAACCGGAACCAAAAUCAGAACCCAAAUCGGAGCCAGAACCCUCAUCUGAGCCUAAAUCCGAACCAGAACCAUCCUCGGAACCUAAACCUGAGCCUAAGCCCUCCCCUGAACCCACAUCCGAACCUGAACCCACCCCUGAACCGAGUUCCGAACCGGAACCCACUCCGGAACCGAGUUUGGAACCGGAACCAAAUCCGGAACCGGAAUCGGAGGAGGAGAUGGAGAAUUUACUAGUUAAAGGACUGUCAGAUGAAUCAGGAUAUUUCCCAGAUCACGAAUACGCUCCCAAGUUUGAUUUCAACGGAAUGGACUGCACAGAUCUAGUCAUUGGCACCGCUAGAGGGAGCUAUCAUAGAGUAUUAGACUAUUAUACAAGAGAUAGGUCGACUCCGCGUGUGGAUACGUUCUGGGGCGGGCAUGAUGACGUCACAGCGGCGUCCGGCUUUGAAGAGAAUGGCGUCACCACAAUCAUGUUCAGGAGGAAAAUUAAGGCGAAGGAGCCGACAGACCAUUCAAUAGUAGACGACGAGAUGCACGUGAUCUGGGCUCACGGGCAGGAGAACUCCGCGCAGGGAGACUUCUACCGGCCUGACGAGAUCAAGUACCACGGACACGCGCAGCGCGGUGUCACCAACAUCAACUUCUUCGAGGAGACAAAGUCAUCAUCAAUGGGAGGUCUUCUCCCUCUAGAAGACAAAUGUGGAGGUCAGUGGAAGUUGCCAGCAGACUGCGACCCCAAGAACAAGACGUGCGAGUACCACGCCUCCUGGGAGUACCUCGGCCUCAAGCGAGGGAAGGACUCCAUCAAGUUCACCAUCACCACUAAAUACAGCAAACUGUGGACUGGAAUUGGAUUUAGUAAUAACCAAAAAAUGUCUCAGACGGACGCGGUGUUGGGGUGGGUGGACCCGCGCUCCGGCAGACCGUUCUUGUCGGACGCGUGGCUGAGCGGGUACUCGAUGCCGCGCCUCGACUCGCGCCAGGACGUCGCGCACUCCGCCACCGCCGCCGCCGCCGCGCUGCAUGACGGACUCCUCACCCUCACCUUCACCAGGAAACGUGACACUGGAGACACACAGGAUCUAGCGUUCACAGACUCUCAGUGCCUGUACCUGAUGUUCCCGACACAAGGCGGAGGGUUCGACCCGGUCAACAAGCGCAUGAGCAAGCACCAGCGCGUCCCCCACGUCACUGACGAGAGAGUCUGCAUCAGACCUUGCGGACCUGAACCGGAGGAGGAAGAGAUAACAACAGAGGCGGUUGUACCUGGAGAGACCUCGUACUCCAUGUUGCUGCGCAUCACCGGGCUGGCUGACAGCUUCCGUCCGCCCGCACCCGCCAGCACUGAGUACGACCAGCUCAGCCAGCAGGUGCUGGACACGCUCAGCAGAGAGCUCAGCACCACCAAGGGAUACAAGACGCUUAUUCUUAAUGGAUUCAUGCAGAACGAAACAUCAGCUAUAAUAGCGGAUAUAACUCUGCGAACUAUCGACUCCAACUGGUUGGAGGGGGCUCGCGGUGUGGAUAGCGCUGUCUCUGUCGCGGGCAAUACGAGCGACAAGGAGAGCGAUACGGAGAAGUGGCAGCGCGUGGUGCAGGACACCAUACUGCAGGGCAGGAUCGGAAACCUUAACUUUGAUCCGCUCUUCUUGUCGUUUGAACCUCUCAGUUUGGUAUCUACCCGUCCUGUGGAAGAGGAGGAGGUGCGGGGUGCGUGGUGGGGGGCGAGUGUGGUGGGGGGUGCGGGGCGGGUGUACGUGGUGGCGGGCUGCGUCGCCGCGCUGCUGCUGCUGGCGCUGCUGCAGGCUGCCUGCACACUCGCCGCCGCUAACCACAAGCGGAACAAGGACCAACUGAUACCAAACAACGCUUGGAAAGAUUACUCAGCUGCCAACACCAACUACGCCUUCGAACCUUUCGACAACGACAAGUUUAACACCAACACCUCCACUGUGAAGACACGCUCACCUCCCAGACCCACCAGCCCUCCACCUCCCAGACCUGGCAGCGCGCACACACAGAACAACGGACACGCUCACACCGGACACAAUCAGACCGGACAUGGACAGACCGGACACAAUCAGACCGGACACGGACAGACCGGACACGGUCAGGGCAACGGUCACAGCAGUGCUCAGAUCAACAUGCACAGAAGGGAAGGUGCGAGGAGUCCGGCGAGCAAUGGGCGCACUCACAGCGCGCAGUACUACCACGACACGAGGUCGCUGCAACGACCUCGCGGACAGUACGGUUCAUACGGUGGUCGCGAGAGGGAGAGGUCAGCGUACUCGUUACCGCGAGGUCCGCGGGGACCUCGUGCAGACCCCGCGGGGGCACAGCCGGGCCCACAGCCAGACUUCUACUUCAUGCCCUCGCAGCGCAAACACGAAGGUGAGAUUAUACGAGUGUAUGUGCCUAGACAUGACUAGAUACCGUCCGGAUAUAGUCCGGUAAACUUACUUGGCUCGGUGAGAGAGGCCCUACUACCGUUGCUAGUUUUGUGACACAACAUAUGUUAAACCUACUUAGGAAUUAAAUAUCACACAAGACAAGACAACAAAAGAAGUAUGACAAGGAUUUUAUGACACUAUUUAGAAAUUAACAGAAUUCGAUAAUGAACUAUUUCAUGUCACCUUUGGCCACCGGGUCAAAAAGUUUGUCGGACUAUAUUUGUUAGAAUUUUGCAAAAAUAUGUAUCUGACAUACUUAGUAAACACAAAAGGUUCAUGUUUACGAUAGUUUAUAAUCUAACGAUCCUUGUAAUCGUAAUAUUUGUAUAUAGAAAUUUUAAUUAAGAAUUCGUAGAUUUCUUGGAUACGGGAGUAAAUAGGAUUUAGUAUGUAAGAUAAACAGUAUGUUUUUUUUCGAAGAUUCUGUUUCUGAAUUAAAUAUCAAGGCAUUAAAAAUUAUUGGUUAAAUAAAAGGGUUUGUUUUAUAUAAGGUAUACAAAUAUAACGUCACAAAAUGUGUGAACUUUUACCUAACAAUUGUACAAAAAUUUAAAUAUUAAAUAAUGUAGUCGAAGUAAAAAAUAACCAAAUAUUAACAUAGCUCUAUUAAUACUAAGAAUUAGUAGAUUUCGUAGGUUUUUUUUUAACAAAAUAAGGGUGUAAUAAAUUAGAUUGGUUUUUAAGUAAUAUUGUAAAUAUUUAUAAUAAAUAUAAUUAUGACGAUCAAAAUCAAUAUAUUGGUAAUAUAAAUGCGUGUUUACGUUUUUUUUACAAUGUCUUUUUGGUAAAUAUAUUUUGGUAGUUGCGAAAUGUAAAAGCUUGUAGAGAUGCUUUAGUACUUAUCUGUGGCACUUGUAUUGACUCAUAUUGAUGUCUCUGUUUUCUCAAAGACAAUGAACGAGAUGGCAAUAUGUGUCAUUGCAGUAGAAACACACAUAUACCGACAUCUGUUAUUGAGUUGCCAAAAACAAGUAGUUACAAGUAAACAAUAACAGAUGGCGCUGUAAUUUUAAAACUAGUAGUUACAAGUAAAUAAUAACAGAUGGCGCUGUAAUUUCGUAGUUUAGAAAUUAGCGUUUUUAUUAAUCCAUUUUUAUUACAACGUGCGAAAUAAAUCAAAUAUAAUAUAUUGGCUUUUAUUUUUUUGCUUACAUAUUUGAGUAUGAAAUGCUGUUUUUCAGGUAAUUAUUAUUUUUAUUUGGGUUUGUGGUUCAAUGGCGGAUACAAGGACAGGGGAGUAAAUAAUUAGUUCCUACAAAUUUAUGCUCGACUAGUACAUACUACUCUUGUUUCCUUGAGUAAAUCGACUUCCUAAAACCCCCCAAAUGCGAUAAAACUUUCCAAAGGAUCCCCUCUUCCUUGUAUCUUCGCCUGUUAUAUGUCUGUGUUAACAUUGUGUAUUCCGUUUCAUACUAAUUGUUUUUAACAAUUUAUAUUUCUGUUCAAUACAAAUCGU